AUGGAAUCAAUGAAGCCACACAUCCCCCCGUUAAAGAUCUCGAAAUCCAAUUCGAAUUUAUCUGAACCAAGCGACAGACAAACGCCGAGUCGUUUCUAUUCCGCCUGGAGCCAGUCGGAGAUGACUCCCCCGUUAACACCACAAGGAACACAAACAAACAUGGAUCAAUCGGAGCCCCCGAGGCCUGUCUUUCACAACUACUUACGCGCCUUUUACCCUUUUCACCCGGCCGGAAACGUUUCGCCGUCGACUGUAACGCUUCCUCUGGAUCAGGGAGACAUUAUCUUGGUUCACUCUGUUCACACCAAUGGCUGGGCCGAUGGUACUCUAUUAGAUUCCGGGAAUCGAGGCUGGCUACCGACGAACUAUUGCGAAGCAUACGACCAAUUACCCAUGCGCCCUUUGCUCAAGGCCUUGACUGAUUUCUGGGACAUCAUUCGAGGAGGAUGCGGGUCAUCAUUGAAAGACUUUGGAAACCAAGAUUUGAUGAGGGGCCCUAUCGCUGGCGUUCGGUUUCUUCUGGAAAAGUCCGAAUGUCUCACGAGAGACUCACCUUUAGUAAGGAGAUUCGAUGGACUGCGGAGGAUCCGAAAGGCAUUGCUCUCUGAUCUGUCUUCGCUGGUGAAGACUGCAAAGAAGUUCCAGGAAGUCGCCAACGGAACACCAUCAGAGGACGAAGUCGAGGGAAUCCUCGAUGAGAUGCUUUUGAAGGCUUUCAAGAUUGUCACCCGCGGAGUUCGAUUCCUCGACGUCUGGAAUGAAGAGGUUGGGUUGAGCAGGACUAUCGCUGAAUUGGAAUCAAACGACCCCCGAGCCCAAUACGAUAUGCCGCCCACGCCUGCUUCCGAGAGCUUCUCUUGCGAAACUGAACACCCUGAACGCAAUGAGUCACGAAUGCUGGAAUCACGAAUGGAGUCUCGCAUGGAGUCACGCAUGGAGUCACGAAUGAUGGAGUCGCCACAGAUGAGCCGCAGCCGGAUGGACAUGAGCAGAGCCUCAACGAGGACCGAUUCACUUGACCACCCACCUCGAUCAGUAUCGGUUGCCACGAAGCGAGUUUCUGUUUCUCAUCGCAUGUCGUUCUCGGGACCCUCUGCAUCGAUCUGUGCUCAGAAUCUGGCAUCAGAGCGACUUGGUACCACUUAUGAUGCGUUCCUUGGAGUGCUUGGGUCGUUCCUUGGACUUCACAUGCAGUCUCGUUCAUCAACUGAGCUGGUUGUCACCACCCAGCAGGCAGUGCAGUCAUGUCAGGCUUUACUUGAUGUAGUCAAGUCAGUUUGCGAGCAUGAUACCCAGCGCAGUGUGCUUCUAGACCAGGCUCGUGAGUCCAUGUGCGACAAGCUGUCUGAGCUUGUCCAUGCUGCACACGAUGCUUUCCGCCCAGCUCAUUCCUCUGACGACGAUUUGGUCUUCAUGCCAGACGAAGGCAAGCGCCUUGUUGAGGCUGCCACAGAUUGUGUGCGAGCUGCUGGCAACUGUGUGGCAAAGGCUCGCCUGGUGCUUGAGCAAAUUGGAGACAUUGAGCUUGACCCCGAAAACACUGAGAUUCAGUCGGAACAAAAGCCAGAAGAGCGACAGGAAAUCUCGCUUCGUCUUCCCCCUCCUCCUCUUCAGAUCCCCAGCACCACCUACUCUCCUCCCACUCCUGCUCUGACCGACGCCACCACUCCAUCCUCCUUACAAUCUCACAUCACCAACAGUCCUGCCAACCUCUCCGCCUUGUCUUCUCUUCCCAACUCAGCCAUCCUCCCUACCCACCUUGAGAACCUGGCUUCGUUCUCAUCCACUGAUAGUGGAUACCCUGAAAGCCAUGCCAAGUCCGACCUGAUGGAAUCAUUCGGCCGCAAUGUGACAAGCAAUGGCAGCAGCUUCACCUACAACAGUCAUGCACGUGACUCCGAGAUGAGUGGUGUUUCGCAGACCUCCACCCGGGCUACCUCACCUGAUAUCGGUGGCAGCUUCCAAGGAAGUUUCCAUGGACCUUCGCUGAAGGAGAGUAUCAGCUACUCGACCCUUGCUGAGGAGAACGAGGAGACUGAGGCCCACCUUUUGGAAAAGACCUACGCCCACGAGCUGAUCUAUAAGGAGGGCUCAGUGAUGGGUGGCAGUCUUCGGGCUCUCAUCGAAAAGCUCACUGCUCACCAGUCCACUCCCGAUGCCAUGUUUGUGUCAACCUUCUACCUUACUUUCCGUCUCUUCGCUACACCGCUCGAGUUCGCCGAGGCUCUCGCUGAACGCUUCGAGUACAUCGGGGAUACUCCCCACGCCGCUGGACCCGUCCGCCUGCGUGUCUAUAACAUCUUCAAAGGCUGGCUGGAGUCUCACUGGCGCCACGACCGUGACAACAUCGCCCUUGAUUUUAUCCUUCACUUUGCUCGGACGAGACUUGUUUCUGAUUUGCCCACUGCUGGCAGACGUCUCAUUGACUUGGGCGAGAAGGUAUCUGCAGUUCAUGGACCCGUUGUGCCCCGCCUGGUCUCAUCCAUUGGCAAGACCAACACCUCUAUUGCCUCAUACAUCCACCCAGACACUCCCCUGCCCUCCCCCAUUCUUGGAAAGAAGGAGACCAACCUUCUCAAGUCGUGGAAGAACAAUGAAGCCUCGAUCAGCAUUCUUGACUUUGAUCCUCUUGAGCUUGCUCGGCAGUUGACCAUCAAGGAGUCCCGCAUCUUCUGUUCCAUUCUCCCCGAGGAACUCCUCGACACGGAAUGGACUAAGAAGUCCGGCUCCCUGGCUGUCAAUGUUCGCGCCAUGUCCACUUUGUCGACAGAUCUCGCUCAUCUGGUUGCUGAUUCGAUCUUGUACCUCGAAGAGCCCAAGAAGCGUGCCACUACCAUCAAGCACUGGGUCAAGACUGCCAACAAGUGUCUCGAGUUGAACAACUACGACUCACUCAUGGCCAUCAUCUGCUCAUUGAACUUGUCAAUGAUCUCCCGUCUCAAAAAGACAUGGGACAUUGUUUCCCAGAAGACCAAGACGACCCUCGAAAACCUUCGCAGCAUCGUCGAUGUCUCUCGCAACUACGCGGUACUUCGUCAACGCCUCCAGAACCAUGUUCCUCCCUGCCUGCCCUUCGUUGGUACUUACCUGACCGACCUCACAUUCGUCGACCACGGCAACCAGUCGCUCCGUACACUACUCACCGACGAGAGCGAGAUGGCAGUGAUCAACUUUGACAAGCACAUGAAGACCGCCCGCAUCAUCAGCGAGCUACAGCGCUUCCAGAUCCCUUACCGCCUGACCGAAGUUCCCGAACUCCAGGCUUGGUUACAGAACGAGCUUGUGCGCGUGCGUUCCAACGGUGAAAUCACCGCCCAAAACUACUACCGCCGCUCUCUGGUUCUCGAACCCAGAGAAGCAUCUCGUAGCGCAAACACUCUCCAGUCGCAGUCAUCCGACUACAACAACUCCCUUCUCGACAACGCCAAGGACAAGUUCGACUUCCUCUCCUGGACCAACCAGUCCAAGGCAAAGUCCGUUCCAACCCAUGGCUGA
This is a messenger RNA of Penicillium nucicola, 3495 nucleotides long. RefSeq names its product guanine nucleotide exchange factor. The transcript is spliced from 2 exons. The record is from RefSeq and is a predicted model, not a curated record. The coding region runs from base 1 to 3495 and encodes 1164 amino acids. Gene Ontology annotation, cellular component: plasma membrane. NCBI's taxonomy places the organism in Eukaryota, Fungi, Ascomycota, Eurotiomycetes, Eurotiales, Aspergillaceae. Gene Ontology annotation, biological process: positive regulation of GTPase activity; Ras protein signal transduction. Gene Ontology annotation, molecular function: protein binding; guanyl-nucleotide exchange factor activity.